This is a messenger RNA of Eurytemora carolleeae, 426 nucleotides long. RefSeq lists its product as uncharacterized. The coding region runs from base 1 to 426 and encodes 141 amino acids. NCBI's taxonomy places the organism in Eukaryota, Metazoa, Arthropoda, Copepoda, Calanoida, Temoridae. The transcript has a single exon. The record is from RefSeq and is a predicted model, not a curated record.
AUGCCCGGAGACCCAGCUCUAAGCACAGGCGCGACAAACCAGUCGGAUUCUAAUCCUAGUCAGCUUUAUGCAGUUGCUCUGAAACUGCCUGCUUUCUGGCCCGACAGCUGCGAGUCCUGGUUCAUCAACGCUGAGUCCCAGUUCCACCUCAAGAAUAUAUCCAGCAGCAUCACCAAGUUCCAUCAUGUGGUUGCAUCUUUACCACAGAACGAGAUAGACAAUGUUGUGGAUAUAAUAAGGAGCCCGCCUACUGCUGAUCCUUACGGUGUUUUGCGAUCUCGGCUAUUACAGACACAUUCUCUGACUGAUUACGCACGCUGUGAAUCGAUCAUGUCACUUCCUCUGUCUGGAGAUAUGCUUCCUUCAGCUCUCUUAUCCAGGAUGAGGGCUUUCUCGUCUUAUUGCUAUCCGCCAAAGAUUCCAUAA